Messenger RNA from Rangifer tarandus platyrhynchus (Svalbard reindeer), 912 nucleotides. NCBI's taxonomy places the organism in Eukaryota, Metazoa, Chordata, Mammalia, Artiodactyla, Cervidae. The record is from the annotation of a GenBank genome assembly.
AUGACACGCGGAUCGUGGAGCCAGCGGCAGGUGGGCCGGGCGCCCCCUGCGGCGGGAGCAGCCCUCGGGGAGCCCGCGUGCGGGUCGCCGCCCUCCCUGCCCGCCAGGGGGCGCCGUGCAGCCGCCCGGCCUCCGCGGUCCAGGAUGGCCAUUGGGUCAGGAGCCCCCAGAGGCCACAGACAGUGCGGGGCUGGAAGACUUCCCAGAAGCGAGGCCAACGGGGCGGUGCCUGACGGCGUCGGCAGUGGCUGUGGGUUAGGCCGGGGCAGCCGGCAGGUGCGUGGCGGGUGGGGGGGUACCCGAACAUACACCCAGGUUGAAGGGCGCAGGCCAAGUUCAGAGGAUGAGCAGGAAAGAAAAGGCCUGAGUGCCACAGGCCACCUUCCAGGAGCAGCCGGCCAGCAGGCGGGAGCGUGCGGUCCAGUGGGAGCCUUCGGCGGCCCCGGCGGCCGCUCUUCAGAUGGCUGCCCAACCCGGGCCCUCACCCCCUGGACCCGAAGCCCUCCCGUCACCCGAGGGGCUGGGGCUCCUGCACACUUUCCCUCGAGCAGCAACAGCCGCAAACAGAGCAAGGAGCUCAGCCUUCUGCCAGAGCCCGGGGUGCCUUGGCCUCUGACUCCGGACCUCACGGAGACGCAGGGCCCUCCCGUGGCUUCUCAUCCUGGAGUCGGGAGAAGGGGCGGCUGUGGUCUGAUGUUCCCGGCCGGGCCCCUCUGCCCACGUUCGUGCGUUUCUGCGAGUCCACUGGGUCUCUGCGGGCACAGUGUCCCCAGCUCCAGCACCCAGGCCCAGGAGGACCAAGCACUGCCAGCCACAGUACUGAGCAGGGGGCGCACACAAAAGCCAGCGUCAGGAAGUGUGCGUCCCGUGGCCGCGGGCACAGCCCGGACAAGCCUGAGGGGUCUGUGUUGA